CAACAACUUCCGGCAACAUGCUUGUCAAAACCUUUUGCAUGGUUUUACGUGAAAUACAGCAUGUACAAGUGCAAUAUGUGAAAAGAUAUAGUAGCAAAGAGCUCAAACGAUUUUAUAAAAAUGUGACUGUAACACAAGCUGAGGGGCGCCAAGGGUUUGAAAUAAAUCUGGAUAAACGCAAACUACGUACUCCAAUGGGGACUGUUUUACAAAUACCUAGUGAGCCACUAGCCCUGGCGGUCCAGGCAGAAUGGGAGGCACAAGAUCAAGUCAUUCACAGACCAUCUAUGCACUUGACCUCCUUGUGUAAUACAGCCCAAGAUAAUCCAACAAAGAGAUCUAGAGAAGUGGUAGUGGGUGGCAUGCUAGAAUACCUUAAUACAGAUACUAUAUGUUAUAGAAUGGAUGAACCCCAAGAGUUGCAUGAACUACAAAAAGCCAAAUGGGAUCCACUGUUAGACUGGGCUAAAGAAAGAUACAAUAUAGUGCUAGAGCCCACUGUAACUAUAGCCCAACCACUGGUUCCUGCCGAGACAGUAGAAGUAUUCAGGCAACAUCUGCAAUCAUAUAGUGACUGGUCUCUUAUAGGAUUUCAAACCAUUGUUGAAGCAUUAAAAUCUGUAAUUCUGACCAUGGCACUAGUUGACCGCUACACCACAGUAGAAACUGCAGUGGAUCUUUCAAGACUAGAAUUGAAUUAUCAGAUAGGAAAAUGGGGCAAUGUAGAAUGGCACCAUGAUAUAGAACUGACAGAUCUCUAUGCUAAAGUCUCUGCUUCAUUACUGUGUAUACAUCUAACCAGUGAGGACACAUUUACUAAGCAUAAAACCAUAGCUGGGCAGCUACAUUGAUAGUGCCUAUCAUACAAUAGUACCUACUGUAUGAUAAUACCUGGCAAUGGGCAUGGGAAAUGACUUUAAAUAUCAUAGUAGAACUUUAUAAUUUUACCAACUGUAUGACAGUACAUCUUGUCAAUAAAAAGUACACAUUGUGUGAUUGUACCAUAUUGUACAUAUAAUCAUUAUUGUUAAUAUUUAUUAUUUAAAAAAAUAAAUGAAGUACAGUAUAAAACAUUUUGAUUACAGCUUACUUUAGUUGGGGCCAAUGAGGUAAGUUAUAAGGGGUUGAAAUUGUAAAGUGUGAUGAGCCUAAAACAAGCACGAGAUACCUUUUUUAUGAGAAAAAUGGGAUAUACUUAAAGUUAAGUCUCCUAUCCAUGUCUAAAUGAAUUACAAGAUACUUGGGUAAUAUCUCAAAUACCAGUGGAAAGAUUUUGUUCAUGUUUUUUUCAAAAUUGUUGCUUCUUGUUCAAAAUUGGAAACCGAAUUUGAGAUUUUUUGUCUGAGAUGAUUGAAAUACUUCUUGCUCUUUUAGAUUUCACAAAAUUAUUGUUGUAGAUUCAACAUUAGAUAUCACAGAAAAUAGUUUGGCUGUACAUAUAUGUUAUAUAGUGCAAGUGCAAUGUCUUAUGGAUAAAGAAUCCAUAAACAAUAUAUGUCAACAGG
Molecule: messenger RNA, 1505 nt
Organism: Owenia fusiformis
Lineage: Eukaryota; Metazoa; Annelida; Polychaeta; Sabellida; Oweniidae
Source: the annotation of a GenBank genome assembly